Molecule: messenger RNA, 1061 nt
Organism: Saccoglossus kowalevskii
Lineage: Eukaryota; Metazoa; Hemichordata; Enteropneusta; Harrimaniidae
Product: gamma-aminobutyric acid type B receptor subunit 1-like
Biological process (GO): gamma-aminobutyric acid signaling pathway; G protein-coupled receptor signaling pathway
Cellular component (GO): G protein-coupled receptor heterodimeric complex; membrane
Molecular function (GO): G protein-coupled GABA receptor activity
Source: RefSeq, a predicted model, not a curated record
UAAAGAUAUUCAAUUAUUUGGUAUGGUUGGAUUGCUAGUCUUUGUAGAUAUGAUUGUUCUAACAUUAUGGGAUCUAAUUGAUCCAUUGAAGAUUGUGAUGCGAUCUGGGCCACAUCAGGAGCAUCCAACAGACAGUGACAUCGUCAUCGUGCCAGUCUGGUUAGUGUGUGAAUCAAUUAACACUAUGUACUGGCUGGGGGCGCUCUACGCGAUUAAAGGGUUGCUGUUGAUAUUUGGGGCUUUUCUAGCGUGGGAAACCAGAAAUGUGACAGUUCCUGCCCUCAAUGACUCGAAGUAUAUAGGUGCAAGUGUAUACAAUGUACUUAUACUGGCAUUCGUCGGGGUUGCCAUCUCACUUCUUAUACAGCAACAAGCCACUGCAUACUACGCACUUAUGUCAAUGUUUAUUUUCUUCGCUACCACUCUGACACAGUGCAUGGUGUUCGUCCCCAAGAUUAAAAGUCGAAACGAAGUUCAGCCAUCAGGCACCAUGCUAACAGCCACAUGGAAAGACUCGUCAGAAACACAGAAAACAAAACAUGACAAAGAAAGAAAACUUGCCGACAUGGCUAAAGAAAUAAGAAUUCUAAAAGAGCAAUUAUCAAUGAGUGAGGACAGAGUACGAGAUUUAGAAAAUAAAAAUCAGCACAAAGAAAAGAGCGAGGAUGAGCCCGUCGCCGCUCAAGUGCAUGGUCCUGAAUAUAGCAAGACUGCCGAGGCGAAGGCGACACGAUCAGACCCGGAUAUGACGCCUGGUUCUGGAAUCGACAAUGCAGAUGAAAACAAGCCAUCCGCGUAAGGGAGAUACAGCUUCACGAAUUCCCGAUAAGUAAAAUGAAGGUGCACGUGGGGAAUUCCGAUGUACGAUAAUCAACCGAGCGAUAAUGACGACACGUGUCACGUGGAUGUAACGUCACACAACCAUCAAAAAUGGACGCCGUCAACGACACAAUGAUUGAGCUGAAACCGGGCGACGUUUUAGGAAUUUGUGAAAACAGCUCUGUACUGGAUUGCCGAAGUUGGUUUGAUUGGUUCAUAGGACAAAUCAAUGCCUGCUACCU